Messenger RNA from Meira miltonrushii, 1697 nucleotides. RefSeq names its product alpha/beta-hydrolase. The transcript is spliced from 2 exons. Gene Ontology annotation, molecular function: serine-type carboxypeptidase activity. NCBI's taxonomy places the organism in Eukaryota, Fungi, Basidiomycota, Exobasidiomycetes, Exobasidiales, Brachybasidiaceae. The coding region runs from base 46 to 1509 and encodes 487 amino acids. Gene Ontology annotation, biological process: proteolysis. The record is from RefSeq and is a predicted model, not a curated record.
UCAUCAUCUCUUCCUCUUCAUAUUCUCCCUCCCUUCCCUUUCAUCAUGCGUUUCUCUUUGGGCUCGGCCUUGAUUGGUCUCGUAGCCCUAUCGUCUGUCGUGUCUGCUGAACCCAUCCCAUCUAAGCCAAAAUCUCACAAACCAGCAAAGACCCCAAAAGACUUCUUCGUUGAUGGCAAACAUAUCCCAGGCGUUCCAUUCGCCGUUUCCGAUAGUUAUGCAGGUCUUCUACCAAUCUCUGCAAAGAAGAACGAAAGUCGUGAAUUCUUUUUCUGGUGGUAUCCAGCUGAAGGUGAUGUUGGUAAAGAUGAUUUGACAAUCUGGUUAAACGGUGGCCCGGGUUGCAGUUCGCUAGAAGGACUUUUACAAGAGAACGGUCCUUGGUUGCUUCCAUUCAAUUCGACAAAAGUGGUAAAGAACCCAUACAGUUGGACAAAAUUGUCAAACGUUUUAUGGAUCGAACAACCCGUCGGCGUAGGCUUGGGAAAAGGUACCCCUGACAUCACUAAUGAAAACGGAGUUGCAGAUCAGUUUUACGGAUUCUUGGUUGAAUUCUUCAAAACUUUCCCCGAACUCAAACACAAGAAACUCUACAUUACCGGUGAGAGUUACGCCGGCAAGUACAUCCCAUACAUCUCUGGUAAUCUUUUGAAGAAAUCUGCAGCAGAGAAGAAGGAGACAGGUAUCAAUUUCCAAGGUAUGGCAAUCAAUGACCCCUCUUUCGCCAGUGAUUUGGUCCUUGAACAAAUACCCGCCGUGGAAUUUGCGAUAGCUUAUCAGAAGGUCUUGGGCUUGAACGACUCAACCAUCACUAAUCUCAAACAGAUGGCACAACAAAAUGGACUCGAGAACUUCGUCUCUAAAAACCUUCUUUAUCCACCAAAAGGUCCAAUCAAACUUCCAUCUCAACUUUCACCCGAUUACGAUGCAUUUGACUAUUUAAUCAAUGCAGCAACAGACGCAAAUCCAUGCUUCAACAUUUAUCAAAUCGAAUACAAAUGCCCCGGUGUAACUGAUCCUCUUGGAUAUCCACCACAAGACUCAAACCCUUCAGCGACCAACUUUAUCAACAAUAUCACAGGAUUCAAAUCAUACGUCCAUGCUGAUCCCAAACAAACUUGGCUGGAAUGUGUGAAUGAUGUCUUUGUAGGUGGAACUGAUACAAGUCCUGCUCCUGCUGAUACGAGUUUGCUUAGAAAUGUGAUCGAACAAAGUCCAUCAAAACGUACUUUGAUUCAACAUGGUGAAUUGGAUGCAGUUUUGAUCGCAAAUGGAAGUGCAUUAGCCAUUCAAAAUACAACUUGGAACGGUAAACAAGGAUUACAACAUCCAUUAACAAAAUUGAUCGUGAAUGGAAAACAAGCUGGCCAUAUUCAAUCCGAACGUGGUUUGACGUUUGCAAGAAUUGAUCAUUCUGGACACAUGGUCCCUCAAGAUCAACCAAAGACUGCAUUCAAAUUGCAAAAAUACGUUUUAGGACAAAUUUCAUACAAGGAUUUGCUUCACUAAGCACAAAACCAUGACUGGAUUCGCAUUCGUACUUCAUCUCCCUUCGAAAGGACAAUUUUUAAUAUCAUUCUUUACUUCCUCCUCUAUCAUGUAGCACAUGCAACGGAUAAGUCUGUCCUUUGCAUCGCAUUUGAAAAAAGUAGCAACAUCAUCAUGGACAAGAAAUGACAAUCAUAAUCACUGUGAAC